AUGCUGAAAAUGACUUCUACUCAAUAUGCCAAGGAAUUUGUAAACUUCUUAAACGCUUCUCCAUCACCAUAUCAUACUGUUUAUAAUAUCAAGAACCAUUUAAUUUCUAAUGGUUUUAAGGAAUUAUCUGAACGUGACCAAUGGAAUGGUAAAGUCGAAAAAUUGGGGAAAUAUUUUGUUACAAGAAAUAAUUCUUCAAUUAUUGCCUUUAUUGUUGGUAACAAUUGGAAGCCUGGUAAUCCAAUUGCCAUCACCGGUGCUCAUACUGAUUCACCUGUCUUACGUAUUAAACCAAUUUCUAAGCGUACUACGGAAAACUUUCUACAAAUUGGUGUCGAAUGUUACGGUGGCGGAAUUUGGCAUUCUUGGUUUGAUUCAGAUUUAUCUGUUGCUGGUAGAGUAUUUGUAAAUGAUAAAUCUACGGGUAAACAUAUUUCAAAAUUAGUUAACUUAAAUAAACCAUUGUUGAAAAUCCCCACCUUGGCCAUUCAUUUGGAUAGAGGAGUAAAUGAAAAAUUUCAAUUUAAUAAAGAAUCUCAAUUAUUACCAGUUGGUGGCUUAUUAAAGGAAGACGAAAAAACUCAAGGCAAGGAAAAGUCACAUGAUUGUACAGGCAUUGAUACAAGCUCUAAGGAUGCCACUUUUAUUAAGUCUAUAAUUGAAAGACACCAUAAGGAUCUUUUGCAAUUAAUUGUAGAAGAUUUAUCAUUGGAAUCGAUUGAUUAUAUUGAAGAUUUCGAAUUGAUCUUAUACGACAAUAAGAGUUCCUGUUUAGGUGGUCUUCACGAUGAAUUUAUUUUUAGUGGCAGAUUAGAUAAUUUAACCUCAUGCUUUACAUCAAUGCAUGGGUUAACAGAAGCUACUAGUAAUUUAGAAAAUGAAUCAGGUAUUAGAUUGAUGGCUUCUUUCGAUCAUGAAGAAAUUGGUUCAUCAUCUGCUCAAGGGGCCGAUUCAAAUUUCUUACCAAAUAUUCUAGAAAGAAUUACUUCCUUGAAGUUUGAUAAAACUGAUAUAACCGAACCACUUGCAAAAUCUUUGAUUCUUGAAUCUUCUGCAAAAUCAUUCUUCUUAUCAUCGGACGUUUCACAUGGUGUUCAUCCAAAUUAUGCAUCAAAACAUGAAUCCAAUCACAAACCACUUCUAGGAAAAGGCCCUGUAAUCAAAGUUAAUGCAAACCAACGUUACAUGACUAACUCACCAGGUAUUGUAUUAAUUAACCAAAUUACUAAAGAAGCCAAAGUUCCCUUACAAUUUUUUGUAGCUGCCAAUGAUUCUCCAUGUGGUUCGACAAUUGGUCCAAUUUUAGCUUCAAAAACAGGUAUUAGAACAUUAGAUCUUGGUAAUCCAAUUCUAAGUAUGCAUUCGAUUCGUGAAACAGGUGCUUCAAACGAUAUUGAAUAUCAAAUCAAAUUAUUUAAAACAUUUUUCGAACGUUAUUCUCAAGUAGAAGAAUCAAUUGUUGUUUAG
Messenger RNA from Henningerozyma blattae CBS 6284, 1467 nucleotides. RefSeq names its product aspartyl aminopeptidase (gene APE4). The transcript has a single exon. Gene Ontology annotation, biological process: proteolysis. Lineage: Eukaryota; Fungi; Ascomycota; Saccharomycetes; Saccharomycetales; Saccharomycetaceae. Gene Ontology annotation, molecular function: zinc ion binding; metalloaminopeptidase activity. The coding region runs from base 1 to 1467 and encodes 488 amino acids. Gene Ontology annotation, cellular component: fungal-type vacuole. The record is from RefSeq and is a predicted model, not a curated record.